This is a messenger RNA of Serendipita indica DSM 11827, 1584 nucleotides long. The record is from the annotation of a GenBank genome assembly. Lineage: Eukaryota; Fungi; Basidiomycota; Agaricomycetes; Sebacinales; Serendipitaceae.
AUGCUCCUCCUUCACUCGUAUAAAUGCAUUUAUUUAUCCUAUACAAGCACUAACAAUCUCCUGCAGCCAGAGGCCGCACCAAAUUGGAACGCACCAUCACGGACGUAUCGACCUCAUCACGCUAGUGGUCACAUUCAUAUCCCUCUCCCGACUCUGGAAAAGAGACGUCGAGUAUAUCAACUCUUGACAUCUCUUGCCCCGCACCACACUCGGCAGUGCACACGAGGAUCACAGUCCAUCUACGCAGUGCAAGCAUUAGAUAGAUACAAUGCGCUUGUAGGACACAAACCGCCCACUGGUUCGUUCUGGGACAUUGUCAAGCUCCCAUCUUGGGAUAUUCACGAAGCAGAGAGAGAGAGCCGCCGUCAACGCGUUUUGACAUCUCUACAAUCCUCUUCUCAACAACACAAGUACUUCUUUGCCAUCAAUCUCUACAACUCGUUUGAUGUUAUCCCUGACCUCUUCUCGACCAUGUUUCGGGUUGCAGCUAUUGUUGGAUAUAACAACGUCUUCAUUUCAAUCUACGAGAAUGGGUCAAAGGAUCAGACAAAAGCCCUUCUCAACAUCUUUGAUUCCUUGCUCAAGUCGGUGGGAAUCAGAGUCGUCAUCAAAACAAGUCAAAGAACCCGUGGAGCGUUUAAUCACCGCAUCGAAUACCUUGCAGAAGUUCGAAACGCGGCGCUCGUACCUUUACACGAACUUCGAGACCGCCAGGGCGAAUACUUUGAUACGAUCAUCUUUAUGAACGACAUCCUGCCCUGUGUAGAUGAUGUACUGGAAUUGAUCUGGCAAAGUCGACGACAAAAUGCCGGGGUGACUUGUGCAGCGGACUACAUGUUCCACGACGAAAUUGGAGCGCCCGUGUUCUAUGACAAUUGGGUCGCACGCGAUAUCAAUGGGACCGCCCUGGAGAAUGCACCGUUCGAAAGCAUCUUUCAUCAUACACCAUCUUCCGACAGGUUUCAGCGCCAUCUUCCAGUCCAAGUUCAAUCAUGUUGGAACGGUAUCGCCAUCCUUGAUCCCGCCCCAAUAUACUCAACACCACACGUCCGCUUUCGAAUGGCCCGGCUUGUCGACGGCGAGUGCUCCGCGUCAGAAUGCUCGUUGAUUUGCAACGAUUAUUGGAAGGCGGGUUACGGGCGGAUAAUCAUGGUUCCAAGAGUUAAGCUGGCGUAUGACAAGAAAGUCUUUGACAUCAUCCACCCAACCAGGCAGAACCUGACUUCUAUCCGUGGAUAUGUCAGGUUAGGGGGCUAUGAAGAUGAUCCACGCCGUGAUCCACAGGAUAAGUCGUGGUUUGGGCCUCAUGACCGCCUAUUCAUCCCGGAGGAAAGCGAGCUGAUGGAUUUCCAACCUGGACCAGAAUAUGGUGAGUAUGAGCCGGCCGCGCUAAUGGGCUUGGAGACCCCCGGGGCAUCGGUGUACCUGAUCACGCUGACGCAUGUCUUCUAUCAACAGUAUGGUGUUGGGGAUGGGAUGGAGCUGGGGAGCUCGACGGACCGGACGUGGAUCCCAUAUGGGAACGGAUGGACGAGAGGACUACAUCGCGGUCUGCAGUCAAAGUCCGCCACGAUCGUGGAAUGA